GCGGCGCGUCCGUCGCGAGCAGCCGGGCCGGGGGGAAGCCAGCGAAGCCGAGUAAAGCCGCCGCCCGGGAGAGGACUGAAGGAGCUGUUUCGGCCGUUGGCGGCGGCUCGAGCAGUUUUCGCUGCUGCUACGGCUGUUGCCAUGCGGCGAGGCUAGGGAGGAGCUCACUUCCCCGGGGUGUAAUAAUGUUAACAGAGCUGUGGAAUGAAGAGAAAUCUCUUAAAGGGAGAAGAAAAAGGACCAGUCUAUCCAUAUGGGGAUGGGGAAGCCUUGGCAUUGUCCUUUCUCUAAUAACCUUUGGACCCUUUGUAAUAUUUUAUUUGGCAUUUUAUAUCCUCUGCUUUGUGGGUGGGGGUUUUGUGGUUACUCUUCUGUUUGGAAAAACAAACUCAGAGAAGUACCUAGAGCAGUGUGAACACUCAUUUCUUCCUCCAACAUCAACUGGGAUUCCCAAGUGCUUAGAAGAAAUGAAACGAGAAGCCAGGACUAUAAAGAUUGAUAGAAGAUUGACAGGUGCCAAUAUAAUUGAUGAACCUCUGCAGCAAGUUAUCCAGUUUUCCUUGAGGGAUUAUGUCCAGUACUGGUAUUAUACACUAAGUGAUGAUGAAUCUUUUCUUCUUGAAAUUAGGCAGACUCUUCAAAAUGCACUCAUUCAAUUUGCUACUAGGUCAAAAGAAAUAGACUGGCAACCUUAUUUUACUACACGCAUUGUAGAUGAUUUUGGCACACACCUACGAGUAUUCAGAAAGGCUCAACAGAAGAUAACAGAGAAAGAUGAUCAAGCAAAAGGUACAGCAGAAGAUCUUGUGGAUACCUUCUUUGAAGUUGAAGUUGAAAUGGAGAAGGAUGUUUGCCGUGAUCUAGUGUGCACUUCUCCCAAAGAUGAAGAAGGAUUCCUAAGGGAUCUGUGUGAGGUCUUACUAUAUUUAUUGCUACCUCCUGGAGAUUUCCAGAACAAGAUCAUGCGAUACUUUGUCAGGGAAAUCCUUGCACGAGGAAUUCUUCUUCCAUUAAUAAAUCAACUCAGUGAUCCUGAUUAUAUUAAUCAAUAUAUCAUAUGGAUGAUCCGUGAUUCUAAUUGCAACUAUGAGGCCUUUAUGAACAUUAUUAAAUUGAGUGACAAUAUUGGAGAGCUAGAAGCAGUCAGAGAUAAGGCAGCAGAAGAAUUACAGUAUCUUCGAUCUCUAGAUACAGUUGGUGAUGAUAUCAACACUAUCAAAAAUCAAAUAAAUAGCUUAUUAUUUGUAAAGAAAGUAUGUGACUCAAGAAUACAGCGGUUGCAGUCAGGCAAAGAAAUAAAUACUGUGAAACUGGCAGCAAACUUUGGGAAACUUUGCACAGUCCCUUUGGACAGCAUUCUUGUAGAUAAUGUUGCACUACAGUUUUUUAUGGAUUACAUGCAGCAAACUGGAGGUCAGGCACAUCUCUUCUUCUGGAUGACAGUGGAAGGAUACCGAGUUACAGCCCAACAGCAACUAGAAGUUUUAUUAAGUCGUCAGAAAGAUGGAAAACAUCAAACUAACCAAACCAAAGGUCUUUUAAGAGCAGCUGCUGUCGGGAUAUAUGAACAGUAUUUAUCAGAAAAGGCAUCUCCAAGAGUUACUGUUGAUGAUUAUUUGGUAGCAAAAUUAGCAGAUACUUUGAAUCAUGAAGAUCCAACGCCUGAAAUCUUUGAUGACAUUCAAAGGAAGGUUUAUGAAUUGAUGCUACGAGAUGAAAGAUUUUAUCCUUCCUUCAGACAGAAUGCACUUUAUGUGCGCAUGUUAGCCGAGCUGGACAUGUUAAAAGAUCCUAGUUUCAGAGGAUCAGAUGAUGGCGAUGGAGAAUCUUUUAAUGGGUCUCCUACAGGAAGCAUAAAUUUGUCUUUAGAUGACCUUUCAAAUGUAUCUUCUGAUGACUCAGUACAACUUCAUGCUUACAUUUCAGACACUGGCGUGUGUAAUGAUCAUGGCAAGACGUACGCAUUAUAUGCUAUCACUGUCCACCGGCGCAGUCUGAACAGCGAGGAGAUGUGGAAAACCUAUCGUCGUUACAGUGACUUUCAUGACUUCCACAUGAGGAUCACUGAACAGUUUGAAAAUCUGUCAAGCAUACUGAAGCUUCCUGGUAAAAAGACUUUUAAUAAUAUGGAUAGAGAUUUUUUAGAAAAGAGAAAAAAGGAUCUAAAUGCAUAUUUGCAGUUACUACUAACUCCUGAAAUGAUGAAAGCAUCCCCAGCUUUGGCUCACUAUGUGUAUGAUUUCCUUGAGAACAAAGCCUACAGUAAAGGGAAAGGGGAUUUUGCUCGCAAGAUGGACACUUUUGUAAAUCCACUUCGAAAUUCUAUGAGGAAUGUUUCAAAUGCAGUUAAAUCCCUUCCUGAUAGCUUGGCAGAGGGAAUGACUAAAAUGUCAGACAACAUGGGCAAAAUGUCAGAAAGAUUAGGUCAAGACAUAAAGCAGUCAUUUUUCAAGGUGCCUCCUUUAAUUCCGAAGACUGAUUCAGAUCCUGAACACUGUCGGGUCUCAGCUCAACUUGAUGAUACUGUGGAUGACAAUAUUCCACUUAGGGUAAUGCUGCUUCUUAUGGAUGAAGUAUUUGAUUUAAAAGAGAGGAAUCAGUGGUUGCGAAGGAAUAUCAAAAACCUACUUCAGCAGCUUAUUAGAGCCACUUAUGGUGAUACUAUUAACAGAAAAAUAGUUGACCAUGUUGACUGGAUGACCUCACCUGAGCAAGUAGCCGACUUAGUGAAGCGUUUCAGAGAUGCCUUUUGGCCAAAUGGCAUUUUAGCAGAGACUGUUCCAUGCAGAGAUAAAGCUAUUCGAAUGAGAACAAGAGUUGCAGGAAAAACUAAAUUACUUUCAAUUAUGCCAGAUGAAUUGAAGCACAUUAUUGGGGCUGAGACAACACGGAAAGGUAUUCUUCGUGUUUUUGAAAUGUUUCAGCACAACCAGUUAAAUAGGAGAAUGGUUUAUGUCUUCCUGGAAGGCUUUUUGGAAACCUUAUUUCCACAGUAUAAAUUUCGUGAACUUUUCAACAAACUGCAUUCACGGUCAAAGCAGAUACAGAAAUAUAAACAGAAACUUCAGACUACUCAAGCACCUUCUUUACAGAAAAGGUGACACUCCAAUCUGUGAAGCUGGUGUUCAUUUUGUCCAAGACUAAUAAUAUGGACAGAUCUUCUGGGGCUUAGCUCAUAUACUGUUGUGUCGCACCAGUCUUUCAGUGUCUCAAAAUAGAUUAUUAAUACAUCCAUAGGACUGUGGUUCUUCUCAUCCUCAUCUGUAAUUCAGCCACUACCAAGAGAGAUUUCUGGGUCUUAAAUGAUUUGGUGCAUAUUUUUGCAGCGUUGAGAGGAUACUGCCCCUUCUCAAGCAAGAAUGACAUUGGUCUCUUCCAUUUCAACCUAAUCAGCAUUCUCCAGCAAUGACAAAGUGCCAGAAUGUAUAUAUGGAAGCUAAGGAAAGCACAAAACAGUGGUUCACGGAUAAACUGGCUAAUUUGUUUAACACUGGGAAACUGAGCAGUGUAUGACUUGGAGGGAUUUGUUUUUUGCAUAAUAAUUUUAUAGGUCUUUAUCAGAAUUUUGAUAUAAUGUGGAUUAGCCAGGCAAAUGGUCUUUGGAACAUCUGCUUCGGGUCUGGGGAAAGGGACAGGAUGCCCUUAAAGUAUGAAGUAACCUUAUACCCUAAUUACAGUUUUGUGACAUAAAAUAAAACCAAUCAAAAACACAA
Molecule: messenger RNA, 3713 nt
Organism: Hyaena hyaena (striped hyena)
Lineage: Eukaryota; Metazoa; Chordata; Mammalia; Carnivora; Hyaenidae
Gene: SNX13
Product: sorting nexin 13
Exons: 27
Coding region: 186-3101 (971 amino acids)
Biological process (GO): positive regulation of GTPase activity
Cellular component (GO): early endosome
Molecular function (GO): phosphatidylinositol binding
Source: RefSeq, a predicted model, not a curated record